Molecule: messenger RNA, 4145 nt
Organism: Ylistrum balloti
Lineage: Eukaryota; Metazoa; Mollusca; Bivalvia; Pectinida; Pectinidae
Product: A disintegrin and metalloproteinase with thrombospondin motifs 16-like
Exons: 28
Coding region: 1-3975 (1324 amino acids)
Biological process (GO): proteolysis; extracellular matrix organization
Cellular component (GO): extracellular matrix
Molecular function (GO): metalloendopeptidase activity; protein binding
Source: RefSeq, a predicted model, not a curated record
AUGGUUGCGGUUAUCCAAUCUCACUACCUUUUGAUCUGUUUUGUGUUGCUGAUUGUGACAUCCCAAGGAAUAUCCAAAUCGGUUCAGGAAAUCUUGGAUGAUGACAUCAGGCAGUUCCACAAGAACACACAACCCAAAGAUUCUGGAUUUGAAGAAUUUGCAGUCACUCAACUAAUAGAGAAGGGCUUUGGAGAUGGUGAAAUACCGUUUGUGAGUGCUUCAGUACACCGUCGGAAACGCUCCUUGGAAAAGUCAAAACAGAAAUUGUCGGUGGAGUUUAAAGCUUUUAAUGAAACAUUCACCAUCGAUGUUCAACAUCAGAAAUCUGUUAUACAUCCCAACGCCAAAGUCAUCCUAACUAACGGAGAGAAAGAAAACGAAUGGUUUGGUCCACACCCUGAUUGUUUCCUCACCGGAAAUGUGACGUCACACACCACCGGGACUGUAUCCUUAUCCUACUGUCAUGACAUGGAAGGCAGUAUGUGGGCCAUGGAUCAUGAAUAUCACAUAAUGACUUUGCCAAGACACCUGCACAAGCGAGAUACAUCCAGCGGGAUAACUCAUUCAGUGCUAGUUUCAAGGAGGCACAUCGGAAACAUUCCAAGUUAUUCGCUAAAUCUUCAAAAAGAUUCAAUCGAAAUCAAAGAGGAAUCAUCAUAUCGAACCAAACGUAAUACUUACGUCAUUCCGUCUACGUCAUUCACGAUGGAGCUGGCAGUAUAUACAGACGCCGACUUUACGUCCCUCUUCACCUACUCUGACGUUUCACGCAGGAUCAACGCCAUUGCAACCAAAUAUAACGGGGUACAAGCUGAGUGGGGAAGAGUUGCUGACCUAGGAUAUACUGUAACAAUCGAUAUAAAAUAUAUCAACAUGUUUGAAGUAGACCCGAUUUGGUACAAUGUAUCCACGACACUUGGUGCAAACCUUCAACAGAUAUGUCAAGGGGCCGCCACCAGUGAACACGAUCCCUAUGACAUCGUCUUUUUGCACACUGGGGUAUCUGGAGCUAACCUUGGCGGACUGGCUUACCAAAACAAGAUAUGUAGUAACAACCAUAAAUGUGGCGUGUCUGCAUCACGAAGUCUUCUUACCUAUAUUGCAACCGCUCAUGAGAUAGGUCACAAUAUAGGGAUGUACCACGAUGAUGCCAAAGGCUGUGUAAGUCCUAAUGUAGGAGUGAUGGGAGGACAUGGAAUAGGAUGGAGUACCUGUAGCAGAGACGACAUGCAGACAUUUCUUGAGAGCGGCAAUGGUCAGUGUCUUUGGGAGACCAACAUCCCCUUGGCAAACGUUUCGGCUGAAAUUCAGAGCAUUUCCCUAACAGGAGAAUUGAUAGGCCAGACUCUCCUGCAGGACGAAGUGUGUGAAAUUCUCUAUGGCAGCGGCUUUCGGUUCCGAGAAUAUCCAAACUUUGAUAACUGUGGGCUGUUCUCCUGUGUGGACAUGAAUAGGGGCACAACCUUUGGACAGAUGUACAAAGAAGGUUCAGGCAUAGCAGGGAACUAUUGCGGCGAAGGAAUGGUAUGUUUCAAGGCAUCUUGUGUAACUCUAGCGGUUGCUGAACUGACAGGGGCAACUGUUACGGCCGGAGGCUGGUCAGACUGGGGCUCGUGGACUACCUGCUCUAGAACAUGUGGAACGGGUAUGCUGCACAGAAGACGUAUCUGUAACAACCCUAGACCAAAGAACCACGCUACAUGUUCCGGUGAUGAAUAUGAGGCAGAACUGUGCAAUACCACGCCUUGCUCGGGCGACAGCUCAGAUGAAGGUACUUUAAAGUCGGCGAGAGCCACUGAAACGUGUGAGAGAUUGUUGCAGUAUGGGAUUAUUAGUAGCACAAACUAUCUCGCUGUGGGAACUGUUUUCAGUUCUAUAAGAAUGGGUAAAUGUGAGGUAAAAUGUGACACGCAGCCGGGAUACACUGCCCCAGCAUACACAAGGUACGGGCUGAUGCCUGAUGGAUCUCCCUGUAAUGAGGCUCUACACCAGUGGGAUGAAGAUGACUGGCCUCGUAGGCCUGGGUAUGAGGACUAUUGCCUCGAAGGUUAUUGUCAAGUGUUUGGAUGUGAUAACAAAUUAAACGGACAACAGUAUGACCAGUGUGGUGUUUGCGGUGGAGAUAACUCUACUUGUCUCUUCUACAAUUCUGUGUUUGCUGAUGCUGUCGCUUCAGGUGUUCGGGUGACAAUUGUUCAGUUACCGGCAGGUUCCUUCAAUAUCCAGUUCUGGUUUACUUACAGCCAGAUGGGGGAUAAUUAUGUAGAGUUGUGGAAUAAAUACAAUCGGGCCGUCAUUGCCUCUAGGGUAGUCUACAGUUGGGUUUUCGACACAGGUAGUAGUCCUAUAUACCAUGCAGGCGUGUUUUGGUCAUUUUACUUCAACACUCAAUACCUUAUAGGAAGAGGAAUCCUCACUGACACCGUAACUAUCAAGUAUAACGCCCAUGGAAGCAACCCUAAUCUUGGAGUGAAUUAUGCCUAUUCUACACCUCUGAAUGUUGGAAGCUGUACAGGGACCUGUCAGAACGGCGGUACAUGGGACAGUUCUGUGUGUGCAUGUAUCUGCCCUUCCAACUACUAUUCGUUGGACUGCAGCACUUCUUGUCAAACAGAGUGUAGGAAUGGGGGCACUGUUAUUGAGGAUACGUGUGGUUGUCAGUGUAAUAAUCAGUCAUUUGGCGAUGUCUGCGAAACGUGUAAGGUACCAUACACGGGACAAUCAUGUCAGAGUUGUGUUGGCGCCACCUGUCAGAACUGUGGAGUGUUUGACAGCGCUACCUGUCGAUGCCAGUGUCUUGAUGGAUAUGGAGGGACGUCUUGUGAAAAAACAUGUGAAGAUAGCCGUGCCACGUGUGCUGAUGACGCUGCCGCAGGGAAAUGUGUCACGGACAACAUUAACAUGGAAGCUGACUGCCCCCUGUCUUGUGGACUAUGUGUUGCUAAGGUUCCUCCCGAUACGUGUUCAACUACCACACAAGCUGUCACCACAACAACUCCACAACCAAGCACAACAACGUGUGCGGCGGACGAGUUUAAAUGCACAAACAGUGUCUGUGUGUCUCUUAAUGUCACGUGUGACGACGUAGACGACUGUGGCGAUAACAGUGACGAAUUGGGCACCUGUAUGUCCAGUACAGGUACGAGAUGUGAGAAGAACGAAUACAUGGUCAUGGUUUAUGGUGUACUGCUAAUUAUGACCAUUAUUAAUGACAACUGGCUUUACCAUACCUCCGUUGCUUUCCUUUUUAUUUCGUUAUGUUACAAUCGAUUUCAUUUAGUAUGGAAGUUAUUUUUUCUCUUUCAUCUUGAUGACUUAGCACAACCAAGUACAACUUCCACAGUAACUCCUUCGCUUUCUACUGUAACCCCGACCACCACAACAACUUCAGAUUCUACCAGAGGUAUUACAACCACGAGGUCAAUCGUUACUACAUCGCCGAGUACUACAGUGGUUUCUUCAAUAUCCACUGUUUCCAAAAAUCAAAGUGUCACUCCAACUUCAAAUACCCCUUCCUCUACUAUCGCUUCUACUACAAAUACUUUCAGUACUCCUACUACAAAAACUUCCAUCACUCCUUCAGCCAAUACUACCAUUGCUUCUUCUACUACACCAACACCAACAGAGGACCCUGACAUUGGCGCAAAACCUCUAACAACUGAGGAAAUCUACAUCAUUGUUGGGACAAUUGCAGGGUUUGUUGUGCUCGUUCUGGGAGCUUCUGGGUACGCUUUGUACAUAAAUAGGUCGGACCCUACAUUAAGGCGAGAGAAAGGACUGUCUGGAACAGCACGACCUUAUGUUAUCCAGGAAAAGCUCGCUAAGGAAGGGUAUCAUGAAUAUGUAAGAAGUGUGUCGAUUGAAAGUCACGGAGGAAGAGACUACUUCAGUAAUGGCCGUCAAUUACAGUCUGGGUACAAUGUUUAUCCAAAAGAUGAUAUUCUUAAAAACUAUGAUUACAUUUAUUCAGGUUAACAUAAAUGAUGAAAUGUAAUAUAUUUUGGGAUAUGAAAUCCAAGUACCCUUCCUAUCCCCUUCAACUCUUAUCAAUCUUCAUUGCUAUAUUCUAAGCCAUUUUCAUCCCUCUCUACGCCAGUCUAUACUGAACAUAUUGAGAUUGUUAUAAACGUUUCCUGUAAUUUUCU